CAAAUUCACAGCACACAAUGAAACGCGUCAGGUCCUAUAUCAUAUAAGUAAUUUUAUAUACUUCACGUUCCUCGUUGUGCCAGUCUCAUUAGUGAAGAAAAACGCCGGAAUCACCAAUGUCUUCUUCAAAAGAUCCUGGCAAACCGUAUUCUUGUAGCCACACAAAGUUCUUCAUUGUAACAUUCCUUUCGCAUACAUUGCUACUUUGUGCAGGCAUCGUUCCUAUGUAUAUCACAACAAAUCAUCGUCUAGUGACUGUCGAAGAUCGCUUAACGGUGCACGAUAYGGAACUCAAUUCUUGCUGUCUUGUGAAAGAAGGAUAUGGUAAUUUUCAAGUACGAACAGAUCACGAGGAAACAAAGGUCACACUGAAUAGAGAAAAAGAUGUUCAGACGCAUUUUAUCGACCGCGUAAAACGCAACACUCCUCACAUAUCUCGUGAUGUCUUGAAUUCGAUUCGCAUGGAAGUACGCAAUCACAUUUUAAACCUCACGGCAUCGCAGUUUUGUCAAGUGCCUGAUAAGAUUUGCACUCGUGGAGCUCCGGGUAAAAGAGGACUAAGGGGGAGAAGAGGGUCUCGUGGAAGAAGAGGUCGACCAGGUCAUAAGGGAAUAAAAGGCCUUCCUGGAAAGUACGGUAAACAAGGACUACGAGGAUUUCCUGGACAAAAGGGACAAAAGGGCGAUAUCGGAAAUCGAGGACCGCCAGGUCUGCCGGGACCGAAAGGGGAACGAGGGAAAGAGGUUACUGAGCCUUCGGUACUUAUUUCACCAUCGACACUGACAGUUACUGAGAACCAGACAGCUACCUUUCAUUGCAAUGCUCACGGUUAUCCCAAACCACAGAUAACAUGGAAAAUGGUAUCUGGAAAACAGAUUGAUUUUGGUAAAACCCGAAUAGACAAAUCAGGAUUGCUUGAAAUCUCGAAUGUGAGUGAAAACGAUACAGGAAACUACACGUGCUCUGCAAAGAGUGUUCUCGGUGAGGAUGCAAAUACGGUAUCACUUCUUGUCAAAUUUCCACCUAGAUUCACCGAGGUACAGAAGCCAUUUCAAACAAUUCUUCAAGGGAGUACUGUGAAUUUAAAAUGCGCUGCAUUGGGUUAUCCACCACCAAUCAUCACCUGGACUAAAAUGCUUGGUUCUCUUCCUACAAAACGAAGUCAGCAAAAUGGCGGGAAACUGACCAUAACUAGAUUCCAGCAAAGUGAUAGUGGAUCUUAUAAAUGUGAAGCUGUGAACUCCGUCGGGAAAAAUAUAUUCUACACGACAUUGAGCUUUGGGACAUGUACUAGGCGCAAGGCACUUGGUAUGCAAAGUAAGGCUAUCCGUGACUCGCAGAUUACAGCUUCCUCGUCCUAUAAUUUAAGAUAUCUCCCUUCUUAUGGUAGACUUAACAUAGUCCUUGGUAAUGGUGGAUGGCUGGCUCGCUCAAAUACAAUAGGAGAGUGGAUACAAGUUGACUUUCUUCAAGCAACUAGAAUUACAGCAAUUGCAACUCAAGGUACUCCUAAGUAUGAUGAAUGGACGUCAACCUACAGUCUUCAGCACAGCUACGAUGGAACUAGCUUCAGAGACUAUGAAGGGGGAAAGACUUUACCUGGAAAUUCCGAUAGAUCAACAGUUGUAAAAAACAACCUUGACCCUGCUAUAACUGCCAGAUAUAUCAGACUUCUACCAAAGACAUACAAUAACUACAUGGUUAUUAGAAUGGAACUAUAUGGAUGCCAACUAUAAAACCAAACUAUAAAUGUAAAAGGCUAUUAUAACUGCUUUUACUGCGCCCUGGCAGAACCCGUCAAGAUCUACAAAGGACAAGGAUUCGUAACUAUAGAUCGACAGUACACAAACUGGUGGUUAUAGCUCCUGUAGAGGAACAGAAGUAAAUAUUUGACUAUUUACUUUGAUAUGAUUUUGUCAUGCCUACACUUUAUUUCUCGGUGGCCGGAUCGGAGUGUAUCGUUUAAAUACUAAUCGAUAUUGUAUUGUGUGAUUGCGUUACGUCGCGCCUUACGUAGUUUUACGUCACUGAAUGUAAUUAACUUAAUUAUCGUUAUUCAUUGUGAAGACCUUGUAUUAUCGGAAGGACCAUAAGAUUUCGAAUCGCCCCGUGUAAGAGAAUCCGGAAUCCACUAAAAAAACAGCUUUGGAAUCCGGAAUCCCUAUCCUGGAAUCCGGAAUCUAAAUAUUUGGAAUCCAUAAUCUGGAAUCCAGCAAAAAAAUUGUUGAUAUCUAAAAGACACAUAGGACAUCGUCCCGCUGACGCCCCUGCGCAGGCUACUGACACGCUGAAUAUAAAAUUUUCAGGAAAAAAACCCCCUGAAAAUCAGGCCAUUUAUUGUACAGAAUCCAAAACAAAAAUUCUUUGGAAUCCGGAAUCCCAAGGCUUGAAAUCCGGAAUCCAAUGUUUCGGAAUCCGGAAUCCAGCGCUUGGAAUCCGGAAUCCUCUAGUUCUCUGGAUUCUCUUACAUGGGGCGAUUUCGAACCAUAUAAUUGUUGGUGAUCAACUCAGUAAUUCUGAUAAUUGGUCACGAUGACAAUAAAGUGUUUGGAACUGUG
Messenger RNA from Exaiptasia diaphana, 2558 nucleotides. RefSeq lists its product as uncharacterized. The coding region runs from base 117 to 1736 and encodes 539 amino acids. NCBI's taxonomy places the organism in Eukaryota, Metazoa, Cnidaria, Anthozoa, Actiniaria, Aiptasiidae. Gene Ontology annotation, cellular component: plasma membrane. The record is from RefSeq and is a predicted model, not a curated record. Gene Ontology annotation, biological process: homophilic cell-cell adhesion. The transcript has 5 exons.